AAGCUGAGCAAACCAGAUCAGCUCCUCGGAAGAAGACUUCGGCGAUCGCAUCAGACCACCACCAUCCAUUCCUAGCUUGCUAGCUGAUCCCAAUGGUGAGCAGCACCGCUCUCUCUGUCUUGGCCGCGCUCCUGCUCCUCGCGGCUGCCGGGGCGCCGGCGUCCACGGCGGAGAAGGAAACCCGGCUGCGGGUCUACUGGCACGACGUCGUGAGCGGCGGGCCGAACGCAAGGGUGGUGCAGGUGGCGGAGGCGCCGUCCUCCAACGCCUCCGCCACGGGCUUCGGCACCGUGCUCGUCAUCGACGACCCGCUCACCGAGGGGCCCAACCUGACGUCGAGGCUCCUCGGUCGCGCGCAGGGCGUCUACAUUAGCGCCGGCAAGGACAGCCUGUCGCUGUUCGUGGCCAUGAACUUCGUCUUCGUCGACGGCGCCUACAAUGGGAGCAGCAUCGCCAUCAUCGGACCCAAUCAGGCAGACCGGGCCGUCAGAGAGAUGCCCGUCGUUGGCGGCACCGGCGUCUUUCGGUUUGCGCGCGGCUACUGCCAGUUGCGGACCCACUGGUUCGACGGCAAGACCGGCGACGCCACCGUCGAGUACAGGAUCCAUCUCCGCCACGACUGAUGCAUUGUCAGCUGGACUAAUAAUAAGUUUGUUGUUCCUACACAUAUGGUUUCCUGAGUUUACCCCUAGCUUAUUGUAAAUUUCAAAGGUAUGUGGAUGUGUUAUACGGAUAUGAGUAUUCGGAAUAAUACGGUGUUAAUAAACGUUUCA
Molecule: messenger RNA, 773 nt
Organism: Triticum urartu
Lineage: Eukaryota; Viridiplantae; Streptophyta; Magnoliopsida; Poales; Poaceae
Source: RefSeq, a predicted model, not a curated record